Messenger RNA from Hemiscyllium ocellatum (epaulette shark), 4095 nucleotides. RefSeq names its product dehydrogenase/reductase (SDR family) member 7Cb (gene dhrs7cb). The transcript has 7 exons. Gene Ontology annotation, cellular component: sarcoplasmic reticulum membrane. The record is from RefSeq and is a predicted model, not a curated record. Gene Ontology annotation, biological process: regulation of release of sequestered calcium ion into cytosol by sarcoplasmic reticulum. The coding region runs from base 165 to 1103 and encodes 312 amino acids. NCBI's taxonomy places the organism in Eukaryota, Metazoa, Chordata, Chondrichthyes, Orectolobiformes, Hemiscylliidae. Gene Ontology annotation, molecular function: all-trans-retinol dehydrogenase (NAD+) activity.
UCCUCUGGUGCACAGCUCACCAAGAGGUGAGAAGUGUGAAGCUUUAAAUGUCUACAGACAACAGUUUCUAACAUCCAUUUGGAAAUAUCAGCUUAUUCUGGAACAAUAUACAAGGCCCUAUUAUCAACUUUUUAUACUGUGAUCAGCUUUAACUUAGCAGAGAGAUGGGUGCUCUGGCUUUAUUGAUUCUCCCAUUAUUGGUGGCUGGGAUUGCAGGCAUUGCUUACGUUUACAAACGAAUAAUGCAACUGAUGUCCAAAUCAGCUGUGCGGAACAAAGUGAUUGUGAUAACUGAUGCUAUUUCAGGACUUGGGAAAGAAUGUUCCAGGGUAUUUCACAAUGGAGGAGGUCGAGUAGUCUUAUGUGGUAAUGACUUGGAAAAGUUAGAAGCCCUGCAUCAGGCUCUAAUUGAUGUUGCAGACCCCAGUUGUACAUUCAGUCCAAAGCUUGUGCUUCUGGACCUCAGUGAAACAGGGAACGUUCCUGAGGUAGCAAAGGAAAUUCUGGAAUCCUAUGGUUGUGUGGAUGUGCUGAUUAACAACAGCAGUCUGAAAGUUAAAGGAGGUGCUCUCAAUGUCACUUUAGAAAUGGACAAGAAAAUAAUGGAUGCAAACUACUUUGGACCAGUUGCUCUGACUAAAGAGCUUCUUCCCUCGAUGAUCUCCAGACAUAGUGGCCAGAUUGUGUUAGUCAACAGCAUCCAGGGAAAAUUAGGACUUCCAUUUCGUGCAGCCUAUGCAGCAUCUAAACAUGCAAUGCAAGCCUUUUUCGAUUGCCUGAGGGCUGAAGUUGCAGAAUUCGGGAUCACCGUGAGCACUGUGAGCCCAACAUUCAUUCGCUCCUAUCACCAAAUGCCAGAGGUUGGGAAUUGGGAGGCAUCCAUUUGGAAAUUUUUUUUCAGGAAAUGGGCAUAUGGUGUGCAUCCAGUUGAAGUAGCAGAAGAAGUGUUGUACACAGUGAACAGAGGCAGCAAGGAGGUGAUGAUUGGAAAUCCAGUGCCCAAGGCAUUUGUUUAUUUAAGAACAUUAUGCCCAGAGAUCUUUUUUGCAAUUGUUGGUGCUGGAAUCUCAAGCCAACCCAUAGCAGCAGAAGAAGAACAAUAAGUUAUUUGCUUUCACUUUACUGUUUCUGUAUGUUUACUGCUCCAUCCGUCUCUCCCAAAUCUGAUGCUUAAUGUUUCUUUCUGAUCCACACAUCUCUUUCAAUUUGCCUGCUCUUAGAAUAGCUUCUUACAUAAGCAUCACUCAACUUUCUUAUUUUCUGUUUUGUCUCUCUAUUCUGAUGAGUGAUAUUGUACGUUUCACUUUUAAAGACUUAGAUGUUCUAAAUUAAGAGAACAGGUUGCAUAAACUUGGUUUACUUUCUCUUGAUUAUAGGAGGCAGAGCUGUUUAAAAUGUGAAAGGAAUUUGACGGUGCUAAUACAUAUAAACUACUUCCUCAGGUGAGGGAAUCAAGAGCAAGGGAACAAUCUUAAAAAUAGAACUUGGCCAUUCAUGAGAGCAAUCAGGAUAAACUGGAACUCUUUCCCCCUGAAAAUUCUAUGGAUGCCAAAAAAUUUGGUGCUUAUUUGGAAAUAUUUGACAGGCUCGGCUUGUUUUCACUGGAGUUUAGAAGAGUGAGGGAUGAUUUGAUUGAAGUUUCAUCGUUUGAAGACCUUGAAUGGUCUUGACAAGGUGGAAUGGAAAGGAUAGUUCCUCUUAUGGGUCGAGUCCAGGACAAGGAGAUAAUAUUUUAAAAUUAGGGAUUGCUGUUUUAGGACAGAGACGACAGGAAUUGUUUUCUCUUUCAGUGUGACUUCCAACAAUCACAGAAUUAUUAUGGUGUGAAAGGCCCAGAGGUAGAUGGGAAUAUUGAUUUGCUACACCAACAGAUCAGGCAUGAUGUUAGCGAAUGAUGGGCUGAAAGGUCUAAUUCUAAUUUGUAUGCUCAUAUGAGACAGAUUGAGAUAGAUUUAUGUUAGGUAAGAAUAUCAGGGUAUAUGGUGAAAAGUCAGGUAACUGGAGUUGAGAUGUAUAUUAGCAGGGUAGGCUCAAGGAUCUGACUAAUCUAAACCUGCUUUUCAGUUGAUUUUAUCUCAUUUUGCUCUUUAAUAUCAAUUAGAGACAAACUACAUCCGAUCAGUUCUAUUGGAUAGGACCCUUAUUGUGUAAAGGUAGUUUACUUGAAAGGCACAGGUUUUCAGUCCUACCUACUGCAGUCCUAUCAUAACACAUCUGAACAGGUUGUUUAAAAGUAUCUGUACACAAAAAACAAUAAGUCAGCUUUGUACUCCAGCACCUCAAAUCAUUUGAGAAAGCAGUGCUAAUGUUGUUCCUUAUAAAUAGGCCAUUCAAUUUGCCCUCCAGAUCAGAAAAGGACAUCAGAAUUACUAGGGGAAAAAAAGUCAGCUGAGAAAAGUAACACAUUUAAUGGGACAAAAAUAUUGAGGCUAAAUUUAUUUUGUUCAGUUUUCUUAUAGAUGUGUUGCUUAUGAACUCUAGGAGUUUUGUAAACUUUCUCACUUUCUCAUAUUUCCUUUGGGGGAGGCUGGAACAGAGAGCAUGAUGUUUAAAUGAGAACUGUGGUAUUUAAUGGUAAUGUUAAGAAUGACUUCUUUACACAAAGGGUAGUGGAAAUUCGAUCACUGUGAGCAACUGGAUAGUUUCUGAGCCUAGGAAAAUGUUUCAAAACUGAGAUUAAUGAUUUUUUUUAUCAGGCAAGGGUAUUAAGGAAUGUGGAAUCAAGAUGGGUAAGUGGAGUUGAGAUACAGAUCAACUAUAACCUAAUCAAAUGCAUUUUAAUGAUCUCCUUCUGUUCCCAGGUUCUUUCAAAUUACAGUUGAAAUUAGAACAUAGAACAUAAAACAUUACAGCGCAGUACAGGCCCUUUGGUCUCGAUGUUGCGCCAACCUGUGAAACCAAUCUGAAGCCCAUCUAACCCAUAAUAUUCCAUUAUCAUCCAUAUGUUUAUCCAAUUACCACUUAAAUGACCUUAAAGUUGCCCUUAAAUUAUUUGUUCAUGAUGACAACUUUAGUUUAUUAAUCUUGUUUUUGAUUGUUUUCAGCAACAAAAGUAAUGCAACUUUAAGAAGAUUAAAUUUUCACAAGAGAUAUACUGCUCUGGCCACAUAAAAUAUGUGCCCUAACUGUGUGAAUAAUUGUGCUAUUUCAAUUCAUUUUUAUAAGUAAUGUUAACUUUGAAUGAAAGACAGGAGAGUGGAAUUGGAGUAUAACUAAACACAUUUUCUAUCUGAUACUUGUUUGAGAUCUCUGGAGGCAUAAGGAUCACCAAUGGCAAUAAUACUUCACUCAUUGAGAAGAAAAUUAAUCAAUGUUGCUCAUGAGUUUAGAUAUCCAGAGCAUCCUUAUUCUGUUUUAAGAGGUAUCUGUUCACAUUGUUUAUACUCAACAUUUUAAUUAUUUAUCUUCACAUUCAUAAAACAUGAAACAAUCAUUGCUGUUGCAUCAGACCCAAAUCGCAGUUUAGUAUGUACACAAGUAUAAAUAAUAGUUUUUUUUAAUAUUCUCCAUAUUUUCUCUCAUUUUCUCUUUACUAAUUAUGGCUCCACAUGGUUACAUCAGACAUAAAGUGAUAGCGUUAUACAUCAUGGAAACAGACCCGUCAGUCUAACUCAUCUGCACUGACCAGAUAACCUCAAGUGAUCUAGAUGAAAGGACUGAUUUGGAGAUGCUGAUGUUGGAUUGGGGUGUGCAAAGUUAAAAAUCACACAACACCAGGUUAUAGUCCAACAGGUUUAAUUGGAAGCACUAGCUUUCGGAGCACUUCUCCUUCAUCACAACCACCUGAUGAAGGCGCAGCGCUCUGAAAGCUAGUGUUUUCAAUUAAACCUGUUGGACUAUAACGUGGUGUUGUGUGAUUUUUAACUCAAUGAAAGGAGUGCCGAUUGGUUGGCAGAUCAACUCUGAUUGAUGCAAGCAUUGCCAUGUAGAAUCCACUCAUUAAUGCUGAUUGACAUUUAACUCUCCGGGCUUUUUUUCGAACAAUAUUCAACUUUCAUCAGUUAGUUCUGCCAAAUAUGAUUUCAAGUCCACAAUAAUGACUAAACACAUAAUCAAUAUUAAUUAUGUAAGAAAACAAUGUAAUUUGAUUGAAAA